Tuber melanosporum (Perigord truffle) is the source of this 1205-nucleotide messenger RNA. RefSeq lists its product as uncharacterized. The record is from RefSeq and is a predicted model, not a curated record. Lineage: Eukaryota; Fungi; Ascomycota; Pezizomycetes; Pezizales; Tuberaceae. Bases 1 to 654 code for a protein of 217 amino acids. The transcript is spliced from 3 exons.
AUGGCCACUUCGGCAGUCGUGGUUACUUUGGUUUUCUCGGCGUCUGCCGAUGGCCUUGCUGUUGGGCAUGAGGUAGAUGGUGAGGGUGGUGUUUACGUUGAACCUGCUCCAAUAUUACCAUUUGAAAAGAGGAGUACACAGGAACAAGACCCGUGUACUUACUUUACUCAGAACUACGGACGUACAACGGGCAUGGAUUGGAGAAAAUGUAUCCUGGCGGUUCCCUUCAACGAGCCUUUCGGUCGACAGAUAAUCAGUGCUUUCCGAGUUAUUUUUGAUCUCGAGUCGUCAACCGGAUAUCAUGAAAUCCCACCGCCGGAACUAGAACUUCCCCCGUUUAGCCUCAACGCUACGCUCGACAUGAUGGAGGCAAAGGUCAAUAGCAGAGCAUACCGAAACCAUUGGUCAUUCGAGUACGACCUCAUGGUACUCUUCAAUAGAUAUCGCGACGGACACACAUCACUUAACACGAUGUGUAUGCAUGGAUACUACUGGGUCCACGCUUACCCCAUCGUUCUAUUUGAGGAGGAAGUGAAAGGCAAGAAAGUGUGGGAGGCGUGGACCGUUAAGAAAGACUGGAACAUGAAGAACUGGCAGGCAGCCAAGCUGGGGGACAAGAUUGUCAUGAUCAACGACCAGCCAGCCCUGGAGUAGCUCGGGUCAAGCAGAUGGAGUUCACGGUUCCAACUGGGCUAUCCUGUGGGAUGUUUGCGAAGAGGCAGAUGUGGAAUGGAGAGGAGUUGUCAAUCCAGUGGGCGAACGGGACGAGGAGGAAUGUUGCUUGGACGGUCCAGUUUACGAGCCAGAUGGUUACGGACGGGAAGUUUAGGUUCAAUAAUGUGGAAAGUUUGGAAAAGCUCUGCUUCCUCAACACAACCGAGAUGGAGAAGAUGGUUGUGACACAAUCACCACCGGAGAUCCCGAAAAGAUCCGAAGUCACGAGAUUGGGAGAGAAGUUGGUAGAUAAAUCUGCGCCUGUGCUCGAGGGGCGAUCGAUAAGCAUUCAAAAGAGAUAAGAGACGGUUGUGGUAGAAAGACCCAGUGGUUAUCCGCCUGCCGGGGCUAGUGGUCCAGAGUUUGUCGUGGAGUCGUUCAUCCUACGAAGUGAUCCUGAGACGGCAAUUAUCCGUUUCGGUACGUUCAGGGAGCAAAACCGGGACAGGUUUAAAGAGUUCAGCAAAGAUUUCCAAACCUUUAUCAGGAAA